AUGACGCGACGCGUCAGAAACGUCGAUGCAAGCGAGUGGGACGAUGGCUGGGGCGAUGAUUCUUGGGGCUCCAGCUGGGGAGGUGGAUGGGACGAGGGCUACGUCAAGCCCAAGGCCAAACCAAAAGCAAAGUCCAACGUCAUCCCGGGUAUGGCUCCAAAGGCCAAAGCCUCCACGAAAGCAGCCGCAAAGGCCAAGGCGGACCCAAAGCCCAAGAGCGAGCCCCAGGUGGAAAAGUUCGAGCCGCCGCCCCGGCAGGAAGAGGAGGCACCAGAGUUGCCUCCAGACACGGCCGUGGCCUCAGCUGAAUGA
Molecule: messenger RNA, 312 nt
Organism: Symbiodinium sp. CCMP2592
Lineage: Eukaryota; Dinophyceae; Suessiales; Symbiodiniaceae
Source: the annotation of a GenBank genome assembly